Molecule: messenger RNA, 2256 nt
Organism: Coturnix japonica (Japanese quail)
Lineage: Eukaryota; Metazoa; Chordata; Aves; Galliformes; Phasianidae
Gene: LEF1
Product: lymphoid enhancer binding factor 1
Biological process (GO): canonical Wnt signaling pathway; regulation of transcription by RNA polymerase II
Cellular component (GO): chromatin; beta-catenin-TCF complex
Molecular function (GO): RNA polymerase II cis-regulatory region sequence-specific DNA binding; DNA-binding transcription factor activity, RNA polymerase II-specific
Source: RefSeq, a predicted model, not a curated record
ACGCCGUUCCCCCCGCGGCGGGCGCCGAGCGCGGAGGCAGCAACUUGGCGAGGACUUGGUGGGGUUUUUUAAUUCAUUUCUUUUCUUUUUUUUUUUCCCCCUUCUUCUCUCCUCCUCCUCCUCUCUCGCCUCCUCCCUCGCCUCCUCCCCCGCCGCUCCUCCCGCUCCCUUCCCGCGGCGGGCCGGCGGCCGCAGCAGACGCCGCGCUGCCGCGAGGAUGCCGCAGCUGCCGGGGGCCGGGGGCGGCGGGGGGGACCCGGAGCUCUGCGCCACCGACGAGAUGAUCCCCUUCAAGGACGAAGGGGACCCCCAGAAAGAGAAGAUCUUCGCCGAGAUCAGCCACCCCGAGGAGGAGGGAGACCUGGCCGACAUCAAGUCUUCUCUGGUCAACGAGUCCGAGAUCGCGCCCGGCGCCGGCGGGCACGAGGUUUCCCGGCAGACUCCAGCGCAGGAUUCCUACCAUGACAAGGGCAGGGAGCACCCGGAGGAAGGAAAGCAUCCUGACGGUGGCUUGUACAGCAAGGGACCAUCGUACUCUGGUUACUCGGGGUAUAUCAUGAUGCCAAAUAUGAACAACGACCCGUACAUGCCUAACGGAUCUCUGUCGCCACCCAUCCCCAGAACAUCCAACAAGGUGCCAGUGGUACAGCCUUCUCACGCAGUUCACCCCCUCACCCCCCUUAUCACCUACAGCGAUGAGCACUUUUCCCCAGGCUCCCAUCCAUCUCACAUCCCCUCCGACGUCAGCUCCAAGCAAGGCAUGUCCAGGCAUCCUCCAGCUCCUGAUAUCCCUACCUUCUAUCCCUUGUCUCCAGGGGGGGUUGGACAGAUAACACCACCUCUUGGCUGGCAAGGUCAGCCUGUAUAUCCCAUCUCGAGUGGAUUCAGGCAGCCCUACCCAUCCUCACUCUCAGUCGACCCUUCCAUGUCCAGGUUUUCACAUCACAUGAUUCCUGGUCCUCCAGGCCCUCACACAACUGGAAUCCCUCACCCAGCUAUUGUAACACCUCAAGUAAAACAAGAACAUCCGCACAACGACAGUGAGCUAAUGCAUGUGAAGCCUCAGCACGAACAGAGAAAAGAACAAGAGCCAAAAAGACCUCAUAUUAAGAAACCUCUGAAUGCUUUCAUGUUGUACAUGAAAGAAAUGAGAGCGAACGUCGUAGCAGAGUGUACUCUGAAAGAAAGCGCAGCUAUCAACCAGAUUCUUGGCAGAAGGUGGCAUGCUCUCUCUCGUGAAGAACAAGCAAAAUAUUAUGAACUAGCUCGUAAAGAAAGGCAGCUACACAUGCAGCUGUACCCGGGCUGGUCUGCAAGAGACAACUACGGGAAGAAAAAGAAGAGGAAGAGAGAAAAGUUGCAGGAAUCAGCAUCAGGUACAGGCCCCAGAAUGACAGCUGCCUACAUCUGAAGCAUGGUGGGAAAAGAAAUGCUUUCUCAACUUGCAAAGCAAAGGCGGCGACACCAGGACCCCUGCUGGAGAUGGAAGCUUGUUAAACCCUAGGUGUGUCCUUCAUCCACACAGACCACCCCCAAGGAGUCUGUCUAGGAUGUCAUUCACCCUGAUGUCACUGCUAAAGACACUGAACCAUAAAGACAAUCACUGCCAAAAUCCUUCACUAUCACGAGGUCCAGCCCUGAUAUAAAUAGAGCAAAUAAGCUCCUGGGUCAGCAGAGCAGCUUCUGUCUUCACUCCACCUCUGCCUUGCACUCUUAAGCCCUCGUCUCAUCCGUGUCCAUGUUGAGUCAGCAAACAAAGUAGCGUGGCUGUCUCUGCCUGCUUCAGCCAACUUAGAGCACCGCUGCCCCAUACAGCACAUCGAGGAAUGGAAUUUGCCUGGACCAGGACGACACACUCAAAACUUCUUUUUAUUUAAUGGUGCGACAGGAUCAAUUUGGGUUUUAGCUUUUUUAAGAAACUUGAAUGCUUUUAUAUUUUAACUUUUAGUUUGUAAUUUCCUUGGUGUAUAUUUUCCUAGGUCUGAGCUUUGAAACAACUGUCAAAAAUCUGAACUACUUUUUAAAUAAAGGGGUUUAUUUUCCUUUUUUUUUCUUUUUUUUUCCUUUUUUUUUCCUUUUUUUUUUUUUAAUUAUUAUUUUUAUUAUUUUCUCCUGCCAGAGGAAAAGCCUGUAUGGAAAAAGGUGGCUUUUUUUUUUUGUUAAACUACUUGUAACAAAUAGUGGCCUCUCAGUCUAUAUAAUACAGUGUCAUAUAGAACUAAAUAAAUGUACCAACAGUCAGCUGGUCAGUAGCCA